Molecule: messenger RNA, 1694 nt
Organism: Dermochelys coriacea (leatherback sea turtle)
Lineage: Eukaryota; Metazoa; Chordata; Testudines; Dermochelyidae
Gene: PNPO
Product: pyridoxamine 5'-phosphate oxidase
Exons: 7
Coding region: 56-829 (257 amino acids)
Biological process (GO): pyridoxine biosynthetic process; pyridoxal 5'-phosphate biosynthetic process
Molecular function (GO): pyridoxamine phosphate oxidase activity; FMN binding
Source: RefSeq, a predicted model, not a curated record
GCUUCCUGCCCCCUUAAGGGGCGGGGUCUUCGCGCGCGCGCGCGGGGGAGGGGCUAUGAUGCGUUACGCGGCGCGGAGCGGGCUGCGCGUUUGGGCCUGGCUCGGCUUCCGUCCCCCUGGGCAGGUGCCGGCUGCAGCCAUGGACCUGGGGCCCCUGAGGAAAAGCUACCGGGGGGACGAGGAGGCAUUUGAGGAGAAACAUCUCACCUCCUUUGACCCGAUUAAGCAGUUUGCCAUGUGGUUUGAAGAGGCCGUGCAGUGUCCCUCAAUUGGCGAAGCCAAUGCUAUGUGCCUGGCCACCUGUACCAGGGAUGGGAGGCCCUCUGCCCGCAUGGUGCUCCUGAAGGGAUUUAGCCAGGAUGGCUUUCGAUUCUUCACUAACCACAAGAGCCGGAAAGGAAAGGAGCUGGACUCCAAUCCUUUUGCCUCAGUCGUCUUUUACUGGGAGCCCCUUAAUCGCCAGGUGCGUAUCGAGGGCUCAGUGGAGAGACUCCCGGAGGAGGAAUCGGAGCACUACUUCCACUCCCGGCCCCGAAGCAGCCAGAUCGGGGCAGUUGUGAGUUGCCAGAGCUCAGUGAUUCCCAACAGGGAGUAUUUAAGGAAGAAGAACACAGAACUGGAAGAGCGGUACCGUGAGGGAAUUGUGCCAAAGCCUGCCUACUGGGGGGGAUACAUCCUGAAACCAGACGUUGUGGAGUUCUGGCAGGGCCAAACCAACCGCUUACAUGACCGCAUUGUCUUCCGGCGCCUCCGGGACGCCACUGCCCCCACAGGACUCAUGACACACAAGGGAGAGGGGAACUGGGUGUAUGAGAGGCUUUCCCCUUGAAGGCCAAGAGCUAGAUCAUUUCAUAUAAGGAACUGGGAUAUAUUCAAUACCCUUCUGCCCCCCACCCCCUUAACCAGGAGUAGCAGAGAAUGGGGUACGGCCCCCUUGCUCCUGCACUUCACAGGGCAACUAUCUUAAUUUUUACAAAACCAGGCAAUAUUUGGGGGAGCUCAGAGGUACCGGAUUGACAGCCCUGGAGACUGAAGCCCUCUAUCUAUCCCAGUGUGAGCUUCCCCCACCAAGAUGUCUGCCCUGACGUAAAGGGACAACUCUAGGCGUGGGGUCAGUUCAGUCUCCUUAGGGGGGCAGUUAGGACCAACUGUGGUGGUUUCUGUAUCAUAUGGAUGCUGCUUCACAGGGAAUUGGGCUGAGACCCACCAAACUCAUUUCACAGAGAGGCCAUUGGCUAGCGAUUCUCUUGUUGAUUAUAUGGACCCGCCUGCCAAGGGGGUGGCUGAGACAAAAUCACAGGCCGGCUAGCUGGCUCUCCUGGACAGCCUCUCUGUAAGCGCCUCCUGCCUGAGGGCCUCCCUGUUUUAACCUGCCAGUCCUCAAAGACCAACAUGACAUGGGGAGCAGAGGUGUUGUGUAGACGUGCGCUGUAAUCAGGUGUUUAAUUUUGUCCAGUGCUGCUUUGAGUGCAAUAACGUCACCGAUUCUGGAUGCAGACAGAGCAGUCAUGUUGUUGGUAAUGUCUGUGGCCGUGUGAUCUGUAUAAUCUCUGUGUAUAAUCCCUGCUGGACUCCAGCCUGGAGAUACUGGCAUGUCUCACCAUGCCUCUGGGUUUAGAGUUGCUUUUAUCAGUGCUGCUGUGUAACGCCUCCCUAAAUGUAUAAACUCACAAAUAAAGUCCAAGCUGAUGAGU